Molecule: messenger RNA, 413 nt
Organism: Elaeis guineensis (African oil palm)
Lineage: Eukaryota; Viridiplantae; Streptophyta; Magnoliopsida; Arecales; Arecaceae
Source: RefSeq, a predicted model, not a curated record
AAUCUCCCUUUUCCACGCUGCAGGUCUUGAUCAAAUAAGCCUUUCCACCGAGCCCCAACUCCACCUCCACUGUUCCACGGCUCCCACCCAUGGAUUUUGAGGCUGUGAAGCGAUCGCUGGAGGCAGCAGCGGAGGAGACCCUCCCAUCCCCGUCCCUCGACACCCUCCCUUCGAAAUUCUACGACGCCUUCGUUCUCCAUGGCCUCCGCGUCGACCUCGUCGAGCCCGGCCGCCUCCUCUGCUCCAUGACCGUCCCUCCCCGCCUCCUUAACACCGGCAACUUUCUACACGGCGGCGCCACCGCUUCACUGGUCGAUUUGGUCGGGUCCGCCGCUUUCUACACGGCCGGGGCUCGGACCAAGGGUUCCCCACUGGAGAUGAGCAUCGCCUACUUGGAUGCCGCCUUUGUCCAU